Molecule: messenger RNA, 3351 nt
Organism: Ustilago hordei
Lineage: Eukaryota; Fungi; Basidiomycota; Ustilaginomycetes; Ustilaginales; Ustilaginaceae
Exons: 1
Coding region: 1-3351 (1116 amino acids)
Biological process (GO): regulation of DNA-templated transcription
Molecular function (GO): zinc ion binding; DNA-binding transcription factor activity, RNA polymerase II-specific
Source: RefSeq, a predicted model, not a curated record
AUGCUCAAGCGUCCUGCUGCAGCGCAGCAAUCUUCAUCAUCAUCAUCUUCUUCUUCUUCUUCUUCUUCUUCUUCUUCUUCGUCCAGCACCCGUACCAACGGCAACGGCAACGGCAACGACAAGGUCAGAGCUUCGCCCAACACCGGCAACCCGAUCACGUCUACUACCUACUCCAACGACGACUACAACGUCAAACCUCGCCGAUCUUCGUCUUCUUCCCACGUUGUUCUACCGCCGCUUCGUACCGCUUUGGCUUCGGGAACUCCUCUUCCAACAGGCUCUGCUCUUCCACCACCUCUGCUGCCUCCAACAUUGUCGGCGCAACAAUUCGAGUCACCCAGCUAUACCCACAAUCGACCUUCGCCAUCGUCUUCUUAUAAACACUUUGUAUCUACGAACAGUAUCAUUCACGGCGCCCGCCUUACGGCUCCUGCUCCGAUCACAUCACGCUCGUUUCAACCGCCGCCGCCUGCCAACAACCGUCGAUCAGCCAGCAUGACUUCCAAUUCGGAGGACUCAACGGCUGCUGCCAACCCUGCAGCAGACAACUCGAACCAGAACAACGAAGCUGGCAAGAAGAAAUCCACCAAGAAGGCAGUCUCUUGCGAAUCAUGUCGUCGACGUAAGCUCAAAUGCGAUCGAGGUUGGCCAUGCGGCGCUUGUCGAGAUCGCGGUGAGUCCAGCAAGUGCGAAUGGGCAGAGGGUGUCAGACCUCAAAGCACAGGCCGUGAUAGUGGCGACUCUUCGCAAGUCAAUCAGCGUCUCGAUCGUCUGGAAGCCAUGAUGGGUGCCAUUGCGACCUCCCUCGGCGUUCAACUUCCCGGCACCAAGUCCACCACUGCUUCAUCCGCCAACGGCGCUCAAAGAAACUUGUCCUCCACCAGCACUACCUCGACCAAUGCUCCUUCUACUUCCAAGCUCUCGACAUUGGCUGAGCUUGGUGCCUCCGAGGCCAACAGGGCUGCAGCUGCUGCUACCACUUCCAAGAAUGACACCCCGCGUCCCGCCUAUGCUUCCGGUCCGGUUUCAUGGGGCUUCGGUUUUGGCUUCUCCCAGAUCAAUCAGGUUUCGUCUGAAGAAGUGACGCGCCGCACUCUCUUCGAGCUUCUCAAACUUCUACCGGACAACAGCAUUCUUCGCAGUCUCACCGAUUUCUACUUCCGCGAGCUCUCCUGGAUGGCACAUCUCAUUCCGGAAGAGCCCUUCCGCAAGAGGCAACGCACGGUGGAAGAGGUGCGCAUCUUUUGGGACGGUCGCCCUGACGCUUACCGCUACAGAGAGAUGCGCGACAACCUUCGCCUAGUCGCCACCAUUCAUGCUUUGUGUGGCGCUGCACUGGUGUUCGGAGAGCCGAUCGAAGGCGAGCACCUCUUGGAAAAAUACGGCAAGCAGGCCUUUACCGUCUUCCUUGACGCUGCUCAACACGCACUCUCUGUGCUCGACAUCUACGAAGAGCUUCACCUUGACAACGUGCGUACCAUGGUGCUCCUCAGUUCUUGCAUGAGUGCGCUCAAAGGUCCUGCUGUUGGAUCCGCCAUGAUGGCUAAUAUUUGCUUCAUGGCCUACGCGCUCCAACUCGAUGUUGAACCAUCCGAGUCGCUCCCCUUGGAAGAGCGCAAAGAUCGUCUCGGUCUGUUUGCUACCAUUUGCGUACAGGAUUGGUUCUCGGCGGGCAACGUGAAGCGCAGCUACAUUAUCGAUCCAGCCAACACGAGUCUUCCGUCGCUGUUCGGCCGUGAUGCUCAGAAGAAUGAGUUGGUUUCAGUGCAUAUGCGAUACAAGCUCAAGUUGAGUGACGUCGCUCGUCGAGCCAGUCACCGUAUUCGGAUGAGCGAAGACGAGGCGUACGAGUUCACAAAGCAACUGCAUCAAGAGGUCGUGGCCAUCGAAGCCGCUAUCCCCGAACAUCUGCGCUUCGACGACUCGCUCAUCGACUCGAACGAAUCGGACAGCCCAGAGCGAUGGCAUCGGUCUGCCAUGGCGCUUGCGGUGCAGAUGCAGCUGUUGACUUUGCACAAGCGCUUCUAUGUGCAGUCCUGGACGAAUGCCAAGUACAAGGAAUCGAGAGAGAUCAGCUUUGCCGCGUCGAUGCUGAUCAUCAAGGUCUUCCGCAACGCGUUCAAGUGGUUCACCCCGAGUGAGACGGCCACGCUGGACGAGCAACGAGCCAUGAUUGGCGAAGGUUUGCGUACGCAGCACAAGUCGGUCUCGCGACUCUGGUUCUUUGCGCAGAUGUCGAUCAUCGCAUCGCUCGUGCUGAUCCACUUUGUCUCGAUGCUCGACACACAUCCGCAAGAGGCCUGCGACUGGGACAGUUGCGAGUUGCGAGCCCAGAUUACAGACGAUCUCAAGUUUGUACGUCUGCUGCUGCAUGCUCUGUCGAGCAAAUCAAAGCUGGCCAUGGAUGGUGCUCGCGCAAUUCAACCUCCGGAAUCGAAUCGCAACAAGCGCAAGGCUGAUGAUGCUCUUCUUGGACCUGGAUCGACACGCGGGGGAGGAGCGCUGAGCAGUCGAUCGAUGGACAGCAUACCGAUCCGCAAUCCGAGCUGGUGCUCGACUUGGUCUGGCUAUUCGAACGGAUCUACGCCAGCUUUGACAAGCACGCAUCGCACACCGCCUGCGUACAACUCGCCUGGCUCAAGUAGCAACAGUUCGCACAGCCUCGCGCACUCUGCCUCUGCCUCUGAGAUUGCACGUCCCAAGCUGCCGUUCGAUGGACAAGUGGCACCGGGCAACGCCAACUCGUUUGAAGACAUUGAGGCCUUGUGGCAAAAGCAACCGUGGCAGACAGCUUCACUCCGAAUGGGUACUUCGCCAUCCGUCUCUCCAAACAAUUCGUUUUCAGGCCAAGGAAAGGGUCGAGAAGCUUCGAUGGUGGCUAGCUCUUCGCUCAAUCCAUCCUCUGCCAACAAUGCAAGUUGUUUGGCAGCUGCGUCUGGUAAGCCGGCUCAGAAGCGGCAGUCGUCGAAUGCAGGAAUGGCUGGCAUGGCAAAUGCAACGCAGAGAGCAGGCAGCGAUGGCGGUAGCACGAACCCUGAGUGCCCAUACAUUUGCGCUAGCUUCUUUGGUCCUGACGCAAGCUCCAACGACAUUGCUCGAGCCGAAGCAGCAAUUGGACGACAAGACGCAAGUUUUGGAUACCCCGUUGCGCCCUUGAGUCCAUUCACUGCAUCGUUCAUCAACAGUCUGGAUCAGUACGUGUCCAGUCUGGAAGAGCCACUGCCAUCGAACAGUGCGGCUUCUGUUCCGAUCCCAGUGACAGGAACGAGUAUGUCGGUGCCUCAAAGCCAUGCUAUGGUCCAAGCGACGGCUGCGGCGGCUGCAAGGGAUCCCACAGCCGGGGCGAGGUGA